Molecule: messenger RNA, 1686 nt
Organism: Penicillium cataractarum
Lineage: Eukaryota; Fungi; Ascomycota; Eurotiomycetes; Eurotiales; Aspergillaceae
Exons: 8
Coding region: 1-1686 (561 amino acids)
Source: RefSeq, a predicted model, not a curated record
AUGCGACUUUCUCAUCUCAGUGCCGGCAUCAUUUUGGCAGCCACAGCAAGCGCCAGUGCCAUCCCUCAAGCCCCCAACAUCGCGAAGGCUUUGCUAAAUGCCAAGAAGCAGUCAUGCAAGGAUCCCAUGUACGCCAACCCUGCGGACUCUGACCCAAAGACGCAAUGGACAACGUCAGGAGCCGACCAGCUGUGGGAAGCACUUGUCUACGAGUUCCAGCAAAAUACCCACAAAAAGUACUCAUCUCUAUCACACUAUGUGGCUGAGGCUUUAGGUGAUACUGCUGCAAACUUUGACUGUGCUAUUGGCGCUCUCGACUCCAAUGACGGGAAAAACGACUGUCUCACUUACGAGGGAAAAUGUAACCAAGCUGUUGGCCCAGCCGGAUAUCUGAUCCUCAAUUCUCUUUCAUCGGUUGCCAACUUCUAUUCCCCAUUCGCCGAGCAACUGAGCAUUGCCGAGGGCAAAGAUUUGACCUCUGUAGAUGACAUUGCUGAAAUGUUCGUCAAGUAUAACAAGCCAAAGAUGUCGGCCGCCGAGAUUAUCGGCUUUGUUGCAGACUUUCUAUCACUGGGUGCUGGUCAACUUAUCAGCAAGGGUGUUGAAUCAGCUGUUGGUCCUCUGACCAAGGCGACAGGUAAAGCUGGCUCGGCUCCGGACUAUGUCUCCUCCCAGGUCGCCCAAUACUACAAGAAUCAGCUCAACAACUACAAACAAAUGGGAAACCAGAUGGCCUUCGAGGUCACGAACAUUGCAGGCGAGUACAUCAGCGCUGGCAAGAAUCUUGUGGAGGGAGCCACGAGUCUUAUCACUGAAGCCGGCUCAUUUAUGAAACUUAUGGACUCUAUUUCGGACCAAUGGGCGAAGAAUAUUAAUGGUUAUAGCACCAAGCUUUUCAAUGGAGCCUUGUCCUCUGAUGGUGCCACGGCUGAUGGCAUUUCCGAUUUUGCUACGUUAUCGAACAUGUUGAAGGAUGGCAGAUUCAGCCGGGCCGUGAGGCCACAAAACAUCAUUGCCAAUGCUCAAAAGGCCAUGUAUGCUCAGUUAAUUCCGAUUGCUCUUCACCAGAAUGACGACUCGCGCCCAACACUCAUUGUCCGUCCUUAUGCUUGUGAUGACAGCAGUCGAGCCAAGAAAGAUGAGCUCUUCGGGGAGUUGUUCCACCCCUACGGCUCAGACAAGUGGAAGCAAAGUGCAGUGACAGUUAAGAAAUACCCCAAGCUAUGCUUUUUUUUUGUGGACGCCAACAAGAGUGGCGCAGGUGGUCGAGUAUACCGCUUCGAGCAGCCCAAACAACAGCUGAGUGUCAUCGACGGCAUGACCAACAAUGAAAUGACUGGCGAUCAGUCCGUCGUCGGCGGUCUUACCUUAGACGUCCUUGCUCAGAGCAUCCACGAGGGCUUCCUGAAGAAUGGAAACAAGAAGGAUGCCUUCAAGAUUGAGAACAAUCUGAAGUCAAACGACCCAACUAGCCUUUUUGAUAACGAACUUACUGCUCCUGGGCUUUAUAAUGCGUACUUCAAUGAGUGCGGAAACUAUGAUCCUGACUCAGAUCUUGAUAAGAAUACCGACAUGGAUGAUCUUUCCGAAAAUAUCGACAAGGCACGGGAUUGGAGCUUUGCCGACGCGAGCAAAGGCUACCCUUGUAUUCCUGGCGUCAAGAGCCCUUACGACGGUGAUAAAUAA